Messenger RNA from Hypomesus transpacificus, 3678 nucleotides. RefSeq names its product carboxypeptidase X (M14 family), member 2 (gene cpxm2). The transcript is spliced from 14 exons. Gene Ontology annotation, biological process: DNA integration; proteolysis. The record is from RefSeq and is a predicted model, not a curated record. Lineage: Eukaryota; Metazoa; Chordata; Actinopteri; Osmeriformes; Osmeridae. Gene Ontology annotation, molecular function: zinc ion binding; metallocarboxypeptidase activity; nucleic acid binding. The coding region runs from base 544 to 2703 and encodes 719 amino acids.
UCUCAGAUUACACAGCCACCCCAUUUGUUCUGGACAGAGUGGGAGGAGAGGAAGAUGAAAGAAGACCCUGUAAAAGUAAAGUGUCAAUGUGCAUGUGUGUCUGGGAGUUUUUUAUCUUACUGCCCAACAUCUCAAAGAACGCUAUAGUCCUCUUGUUUUUUAGCUCUAUACCAUCAAAGGUUAAGCAAAAUAUCGGAGAAUUCCCCUGAGGACUUUUUGGAGAUUCAGUCACCUGCCAACAUCUAAGGAGGAAAUUCUCUCUCUCGUUCUUACUAUUGUCUUUAGCUUUCUUUUUCUGUUCUCUUUCCGUUUCACUAUUUCCUCUCCCCAGCCUCACCUGCAUUGUUCUCGGGCACAGAGAGACUUCCAUGGACCCCCUGACUCUGCUUUUGUCCAACACUUUGCACUCUGAAAACUCCCCACGCUGCGCUGGAGUAAGAAAGGAGAGACGUUGAUGGGACGCAGCCUGACAGCAGCAGCCUCCUCUGGAGACAGACAGACCCCUGAAUUCUAACCACCCUGUCUUCCCCACCCUGCAAGGCCAUGAGUGGACCGCACCUCACCCUCUUUGCCCUGGCUCUGCUGGGAGGACUCCUGGCAGGGUACCUGGAGGUCUGCCAUGGCCAUGUGACUGAGGACGAGGAUUUCUACACGCAGGAGCUCCUGAGCAGAGAGCACUAUCACCAGGUCCCAGGGGCCGAGGAGCAAGCCCAAACCCCACGGGACCAUAGUCCUAGUCAAACCACAGCCAAGAAAGGGGCCAAGGGCAAGGCACCGAGCAGCCGGCAGACGGACAAGGCCACCCCGGAGGCUAAGACUGUGAAAAAUAGAAAUAAGAAUACUGAGAAGAGCAAGAAAAGUCCAAACAUGAUCAGCGAGGGAGAUGCUCAAUACAAGAAGAUUCAAGAGGAAUGCCCUCCGAUGGGACUGGAGACACUGAAGAUUGAUGACUUCCAGCUUCAUGCCUCCACCAUGGGACGCUACGGGCUUGGAGCUCACAGGGGUCGCCUCAACAUCCAGGCUGCCCUCUAUGAAGAUGAUUUGUAUGACGGAGGCUGGUGCGCAGGGAGGCUUGACCCUCUGCAGUGGUUCGAGGUGGACGCCAGAAGGUUGACCAAGUUCACCGGGGUCAUCACGCAGGGCAGGAACUCCCUCUGGUCGAGCGACUGGGUGACAUCAUACAAAAUCCUGGUGAGCAAUGACAGUCACACCUGGGUGACUCUGAAGAAUGUCUCAGAAGACCUGAUAUUUAUAGGGAACAAAGAGAAGGAGAUCCCAGUAUUGAACAUGUUCCCUGCACCCAUGGUGGCACGCUACAUUAGAAUCAACCCUCGCUCCUGGUUCAACAGUGGCAGCAUCUGUAUGCGGGCUGAGAUCCUUGGCUGCCCCAUGCCAGAUCCCAAUAACUACUACCACAGAAGGAAUGAAGUGACAACAACAGACAAUUUGGACUUCAAACAUCACAGCUACAAAGACAUGAGGCAUCUCAUGAAGUUGGUGAAUGAAAUGUGCCCCAACAUCACCCGGAUCUACAACAUUGGCAAGAGCCACAAUGGCCUCAAGCUCUAUGCAUUUGAGAUAUCUGACAACCCCGGAGAGCACGAACUCGGUGAACCAGAGUUCCGCUACACGACCGGUUCCCAUGGUAAUGAGGUGCUGGGUCGUGAGCUACUGCUGCUGCUCAUGCAGUUUAUAUGUCAGGAGUACCUGUCCGGUAACCCACGGAUACGCCACCUGGUGGAUGAGACCAGGAUCCACCUGUUGCCAUCCGUCAAUCCUGACGGCUAUGAGAAAGCUUUUGAAGUGGGUUCUGAGCUGAGCGGCUGGUCCCUGGGACGAUGGACCCAAGAUGGCAUCGACAUCCACCACAACUUCCCUGACCUCAACUCCAUCCUCUGGGAGGCGGAGGCCAGGAAGUGGAUCCCCCGGAAAAUGUUUAACCAUCAGGUGCCCAUCCCGGAUUGGUACCAGUCCAAAAACGCAACGGUUGCUGUGGAGACACGGGCCCUGGUGGCAUGGAUGGAGAAGAUAUCCUUUGUGCUGGGGGGGAACCUCCAGGGGGGGGAGCUGGUGGUGACCUUCCCCUAUGACAAGACACGCUCCCAGGGCGUCAUCAGGGAGCAGACGCCCACUCCUGACGACCACGUCUUCCGCUGGCUGGCCUUCUCCUACGCUUCCACCCAUCGCCUAAUGACCGACGCCAGUCGCCGUGUCUGCCACUCUGAGGACUUUGCCAAAGAAGACAGCACCAUCAAUGGAGCAUCCUGGCACACGGCAGCAGGGAGUAUGAAUGAUUUCAGCUACUUGCACACCAAUUGCUUUGAGUUAUCGAUGUUCGUGGGCUGUGAUAAAUUCCCUCAUGAAAGCGAGCUGCCCGAAGAGUGGGAAAACAACCGCGAGUCACUACUUGUCUUCAUGGAGCAGAUGGCGGAAAGAAGGGGGGAACCUGAGAGUUGUUUUGGAGAGUGUCACCAUCGACGCAACCGGUUGUCCCUCGUGUUUUCUGUUUCCCCACGUCUGCGGAUCCAUAUUACGUUGCACACGCCGUGCUUAACAUACCGACUAAAUCUAUAUACGCUGAUCAAUCCAAUCAACCGAGAGCGAGCUGUCCGCCGAACCGAACGGCGGCUUGGGCUGUCCUGGAGACCGGGGUGGGAGUCUACUGGAGUGGGGUCUUCAAACGCAUCCGGGAAGCAGGCUUGACCAUCAACCCGAGAAGUGUUCGCUGGCAAAGAAAGAAGUCAGUUACCUGGGCUACGUGAUCGGCAAUGGCGUCAUCCGGCCACAAGUGGAGAAGGUGGAAGCCAUUCGCAGCUGCACACCUGCACAACAACAAAGAAGAAGGUGAGAUCGUUCCUGGGGUUAAUGGGAUGGUAUAAAAGGUUUAUGCCUAACUUCUCCGAGAUGUCCUCUCCCCUUUCGGAUCUCACCAGGGCUGCGUUGCCAACCAGAGUGGUGUGGACGGAGCAGUGCGAAUCCGCCUUCCAGGAUCUGAAGGGGGCAGUCUGCAGCGACUCUGUCCUGUUGAGCCCGGACUUCAACAGGCCCUUUAUCGUCCAGACGGACGGGGUGGGGUGGGGCUCGGGGCAGUCCUGCUCCAGGAGGUGGACGGGUCCCGGAGGCCGGUUGCAUUCAUCAGCCAGAAGCUGCUACAGAGAGAAAGGAGGUACUCUGCGGUGGAGCUAGAGUGCCUGGCGAUCAAGUGGGCGCUUGACUCUCUGCGGUACUACCGUUCCAGCUGGAGACCGACCACAGGGCGCUACAGUGGUUGGAGAAGAUGCGGGACACCAACUCCCGUAUCACCAGGUGGUACCUGUCUCUCCAGCCAUACAGCUUCACAGUAAUGUACCGGCCGGGUGCUUCAAACAGGGUUGCAGAUUUCCUCUCCCGCAUCCCGGAGGAAGCUAUUUAGCGGGCUAGAAUAUGGUGUAGCAGGAUGGUAGGUGUAUAUACCUGUCUGUAGUAUUUUAGGGAAGGUGUUUAUUUUUAGUUAAGUGAAGUCGGUAGUAUCGUAAGAUUAAUUGAUUUAGGAGGGGGAUAAUGGUCAGAAUGGGUGAGGCUGCGCGGAUAAAAGGGCAGAGCAGAGCAGGUGGAGACAGUGGGGACUAAGGGGAACAGCCAACCACACCUCUGUAAUUAUUAUUUUAUUAAUAAAACCUUCUGGGAUUGAUUCUAAAA